Phascolarctos cinereus (koala) is the source of this 1242-nucleotide messenger RNA. RefSeq names its product adenosine deaminase tRNA specific 2 (gene ADAT2). Gene Ontology annotation, biological process: tRNA wobble adenosine to inosine editing. Gene Ontology annotation, cellular component: cytoplasm; nucleus. Gene Ontology annotation, molecular function: tRNA-specific adenosine-34 deaminase activity; zinc ion binding. The record is from RefSeq and is a predicted model, not a curated record. NCBI's taxonomy places the organism in Eukaryota, Metazoa, Chordata, Mammalia, Diprotodontia, Phascolarctidae.
AUCACUGCCGCCAGUCUCCGGCUCGACUGUCAGCGGAGAGGGAAGGGGGCAUGGAGACCCGACUGAGUCGUGUUGGCCGCCGUCCCGCCCGCGGCCGCUGAUGCGGCUGCUUCGGGCCGGAAAGCAGCGUCCGUCCCGAAUUCGGUCCCCGGUGUGCCCACCAUCCGGCAGCUCCCCCGGAAACAGCAGCUGCGGGCCUCUGACGUUCCGCUGCCCGCUCUCUUCUGCCUGGCUGCCAGCCUGCGCUUGCUCUGCCGCCUUGGUUAGUCGGGCCUCCAGCUGCGGGAGCGGGAUGGAGGAGACUACUACUGCAGCGGUCGCAGCCCGAGGUGUGUCAGUGUCGGCGGAGGAGAGAGAGGCGUGGAUGGAGAAGGCGAUGCACAUGGCUAAAGAAGCCCUAGAAAAUGGAGAAGUUCCUGUUGGGUGCCUCAUGGUCUAUAACAAUGAAGUUCUGGCAAAGGGGAGGAAUGAAGUUAAUCAAACAAAAAAUGCUACACGACAUGCAGAGAUGGUAGCAAUUGAUCAGGUCCUAGAGUGGUGUCAUCAUUGUGGUAGAACUCCUACAGAAGUAUUUGAACACACCGUGUUAUAUGUCACUGUGGAGCCAUGUAUAAUGUGUGCUGCUGCCCUUCGCCUGAUGAAAAUCCCACUUGUUGUAUAUGGCUGCCAGAAUGAACGAUUUGGAGGUUGCGGCUCCGUUCUGGAUAUCGCCUCAGCAGACUUACCAAAUACUGGGACACCUUUCAAGUGCAUUCCUGGAUAUCGAGCUGAGGAAGCAGUGGAAAUGUUAAAGACCUUCUACAAACAAGAAAAUCCAAAUGCACCGAAAUCAAAAGUUCGGAAAAAGGAAGGUCAUAAAUGUUGAACUUCAUCUGAUAGAAGACCAAUCCUUAAUAGUGAUCUUGACAAAAUUCUUGGAAUGGAAGCAUUUAACAUGACUGAAUUACAUAUCUUAUGGUCCAUCCAUACCAGCCAACCUAAUGUUUCUCACAACUCCCUGUCAAUUGCAGUGGCUAUCCUCCAUUCCUGGAAUGAUCCUUCCUUACCUCUACCUCUCAGAAUACUUGGUUUCUUCAAGAUUCAGUUCAAGUACUAUCUUCAGCAGGAGGCCUUUCCUGGUUCUCCCAGCUAGAAGUGCCUUAACAUCUUAACAAAGGUUAUCUUGUACUUACGUUGUAUGUGUCAUAUUUAUAAAUAUAUACGUGCAUGUUGUACAUUGGAAUAUAAGCUUCUGGGACAGGG